Messenger RNA from Podospora anserina S mat+, 2904 nucleotides. RefSeq lists its product as uncharacterized. The record is from RefSeq and is a predicted model, not a curated record. Bases 1 to 2904 code for a protein of 967 amino acids. Gene Ontology annotation, molecular function: protein binding. The transcript has a single exon. NCBI's taxonomy places the organism in Eukaryota, Fungi, Ascomycota, Sordariomycetes, Sordariales, Podosporaceae.
AUGGGGUCACCAAACGGCGAUACCCUCGUUUCCUCCUUGCCUGAGCUUUUGGAGCAAGGCAAAUACCUCGAGGUUUUGCUGUCUGAACCAGGCAAAGCGCUGAUUCGGAGCUAUGUCCACCAGCAGCAGUCGCCAUCACCACCACCACAGGACCAGAAUCACAACAGCAACAGCAAAAUUGUCGGACUAGCCGCUUUUAACGCUUUCUUGCAGGGGAAUGUCACCGGCCCUGUGCUUGACGACACCCUCCUCUCUCGGGUCGAGAAAGCGUUUGGGACGACGGAGAAUGAGAGGAAGGAUCUCGCGAGGAGAUGCCUGGCGGAGCUGCAGGUGGAUGGCGUGGGGGUGUACGCGUAUGUCCCGCUGUUGGAACUUUUUGGGUUGGCGAGGUGGGUUUUGUUGGGGUUGGGCGAUGAUGAGAAGGAGAGGUUGAGGGUGAAUGUCUGGCAUUACAAGCUCUUGACGGAGCCUAGUCUGGGGAGCGGGAGCAGUUUCAACAAGGGGUUGCAGUGGUGUGAGGUGCCCAGUUUGAGGGCGGAGAUUGAGCGGGCGCUGGAGGGGGGGCAGGAAAAGGACGGGGAGGCGUUGGUCGAGAGGGCCAUGGUCUGGAUUAUGCUUGGGCAGGAGAAGAAGGCUAGGGGGGUGCUGGAGGAGGCGAGGAAGGAGAGGGGGUUUGUUUAUACGCUUACUGGAGCUUUGGGUAAGAGGACGAAGUUUCAGGAGAGGAGCACGAGUCAACUUGUUGUUUUGGCGAGGAGUAAGGGGGCGUUUGAGAGCGGGGGUGGGGAGGUGAAGCCCGAGGGGCUGAAGUUGAAUGAUGAUACUUUGCUGGAGGAGUUGAAGUUUGAUAAAGAGGGGGGAGAGACGGAUAUCGGGGAGAGGGAUGAUGAAAAGGAGGAUGUGCCGGUGGAGUUGAGGGAUAUCAAACCGGAUGAGCAGCCGCAGCUCGCGCCGCUGGAUCAGAUUAUCUUGUUGGCGGAGGCUACGCUCAAAGAUGCGUUCUCACCGGCGGACACUUUGAGCUCGGAGGAGGUGUUGCCUUUUGCGGUGAGGGUCAUCUCAGAUCAGGGCAAGACAAACUGGCAGAUUUAUACGCAUGCGCUGCUGGUGAGGUCGAGGAUUGAGGUGCACAGGAGCAGGACGAUGGAGAGAGGGGUGCUGCAGAUGCAGGCGGUGGUGGAUCAGGUCGUUGUUGAUACCACACAGCCGGAGCGUGCCCAGACGCAAGAGGAGAAGGAGGGAGAGGAGGAGAAUGGGGUACCGGAAAUCAAGGUCUCUGUGCAUGGCGACGAAGCUGCCCCCGUCGACAACAAGCCAAAAUCCUUCUUCCCCGCCGCCAAACCGUCAGAGACAGCACCUCCAGAAGUCAGAUUGCGGUACAUUCACACGCUGAGCUCGCCACCACGAUGGCAUCUGGAGUCAGAGCUGGCCUACUCCUGGGCUGGUGUCGGAUCGCUGGUGUCCGCCCUGGAGAUCUUCAAGCGCCUUCGCCUGUGGGCAGAGGUGGCACUUUGCUAUGCCAGUAAUGCCGCGAGGGAAGACGAAGGCGGGCGCGGAAAGGAUGGAGAGGCCAGGGCAAAGGCUAUCCUCCGGUGGAGGCUAUUCAACAAGACGGGAACCGCCCCUGAGAACUCGGAGCAAGACGCAGACGAGGAAGACGUGGACCUUGACAAGAUCCGAGAGGCCGACUACCACGGCCCCCAGCGGACGCCACCGCCCUCCAACGCCCCUCGCCUGUGGUGUCUUCUUGGAGACCUUGAGAACGAAAAGAACUACUACGAGCGGGCCUGGGAGAUUUCGGGUCAACGAUAUGCCAGAGCCCAAAAGUCUUUGGGAGAAUACUACUUGCAACAAAAGGAUCUGCUCAGCGCCCGAGAUGCGUACAAACAGGCGGUGCACGUCAACAGGCUGAGCAACGAGUUGUGGAACCGUCUGGGAGACAUCAGCUUGCGCAUGGGAGAGUUUGCCGAUGCCGCUGAGGCGUUUAGCAGAGCCAUCUCGUCCUCCGACUCCAAUGGCGGCGAGGAUGCCAGGACGUGGAGUAACCUCGGCAGCGCCUUUUACAGUCUCUAUGUCGAGCGGGUCAAGGAGUUGAGGCAGCAAAACGAGAACGGCGUGUCAGCCGAGUCAGCAGCUGUCCCUGGUGAUGAUGAAGACGAGGAGACGGUUGAGAAGGAGGCGAAGGACCCAAAGACUUUGCUGACCCAGUCGUUGCAUGCCUACAAGAAGGGGGCUUCGAUUUCGCAUGACAACUGGCGCAUCUGGGACAAUGUUAUUACCCUGGCCUCUCGGCUGCGACCGAUUGCUGUCCAGGAGGUUCUUCUCGGCUUGCAGCAUGUGGUUAGGAUCAGGAAGAGCGAGGACGCGGUUGAUGUUGAUGUUUUGAGGCUACUGCUCAACGAGGCUGUGUUGUCUGUGGAGAAGCCGGCUGGAACGGGCAUCUACGACCCCCCUCGUGGAUCGACCGAGAGAGCGGUGGUGCAGUUCUUGGAGACGUCGAUUGUUCCCCUGACUACGGCCCGUUCUGAGUUCUGGGAGCUCAUCACCAGAGAGCGAGUUUGGAAGAGAGACUUUGCGGGCGCCAUUGACGCGGCUGAAAAGGCCUGGCGCGCUGCCAUGGGCGGUGCUGGCGGUGGCCUGCUCCCCGGUUCCAGCAGCACAGGGCCUGAUGGGAAGAGCAGGAACUGGUUGGAGGACAAGGAUGCGUGGGCCGUCGUUGUCGAGAGAACAGAUGAACUGGUCUCGGUCCUCGAGAACUAUGGCGAGGAGGUUCCCGAAAUCGGGGGCAAGUGGAAAGGCAAGGCUCGGUUGGCCGUCAGAAGUGUCAUGGGCAAGGGCAAAGAGGCCUGGGAGGACACGGAAGGGUGGGAUAGACUCAAGGGCUUGCUGGAGGGACUAAAGUAG